Aspergillus tanneri is the source of this 276-nucleotide messenger RNA. RefSeq lists its product as uncharacterized. The transcript is spliced from 2 exons. Lineage: Eukaryota; Fungi; Ascomycota; Eurotiomycetes; Eurotiales; Aspergillaceae. The record is from RefSeq and is a predicted model, not a curated record. The coding region runs from base 1 to 276 and encodes 91 amino acids.
AUGAGCAUUGUAUCGUUGGCGUCAAAUGUUUUCGUCGCCCAUGAACUGUACAUCACUUUGGACCACGUGUUGUUCGGCAUCGCUGACGCCGGCUCUAUGGUCGACCUGGAAAGCGUCGCUACCGACCCAACGGGGUCAGCGGCGUCUCCGGUUACACUCAGCGAUGGCCUUGGUUUGGAUGGCACGGCCAAGACCGUCAAAGUGGCUGAAGAAGAUUAUGAUCUUUGUCUUGGACCCGUCGGCGAUUUUGUGCACGUGUGUGACCCUGCUGAGUGA